CUUUCCGUUCCGUUCCAGUAUCAGCUGCUUCAACAAUUUCCUCAUUGCUAGGGUUUGUCCCCUUUUCUCGCUGAGAUGGAAGGGAUGGUGCCGGAGAAGAAUCAACGAUACCUUAUGGUGCGAUUGCGUAGAAGGAUCUGCGGCGUCGACGUCAUGAAACUGAUAACACCCGAGAAGGACGGGGAGGAGGCCGUGGAUUGGAAAAAUCUACCUCCGUUUCCCUUUGAUUUCAGCGUGGAUCUUCCACUGGGCCGCAUGUUCGCUUUCGAGUUGAAUUCCACGAUUCAUCUCGUUGGAGGUGUCAAAUAUUUGUCCGAAUCAGCUGCUUCUUAUGAUGGUGCUUCCGAGCCUUACAAAAAAGUCUACGAACUAGACCUUGACAAGAAGGAGGUGAAGGAGUCGAAUUCAAUCUAUGAUUUUCCAGGGUUUAUUAAUACCAGAUACUAUAUUCUUCACAAAAUCGGAAGUGAUUAUUAUUUGAUAAAGAUGUGUGGUAUGGACCGUCUCAUACCCGGGUCUGCUCCUCAUAAUUUUUGGGUUCUACGCUCUGGGACUAAGGUUUGGAAAGACUUACCUGAUGCUCCUAGUGAUCCUAACCCACCCUCAGAUUCCAUAGUUGAUCACAGUUCAUGGUUCGACUUCUAUGGUAAGCUAUACCUCCGAAUCUGCUUCGAAGAUGGAAGCGUUUUCGUCUACUCUUAUGACACCCAUAACUCACAUUGGACAACCAGUGAGGGUGACGAUAGUUUUACGCGUUCUUUUUGUGUCCCAGUGUGUGGCCAGCGUCGGUUCUUUCUUCCAAGUGUGUAUAUUCCAGAUUUGUUUGAUCCUGGUAAAUACCUGGCACUUUCAUGCGAAUGCAUUGGAGAAAAAUACUUGAUGUGUGCUUUCCAGGUGGAUGAAUUGGGUGUCCUUAUCUUCCAAAGGCUUGAAGGCUGCUUAGAUAGAAUGCCGUCCUUGUAUUAUGAGGAAACGCCGCCUGUGCUUGUUGAUCUUGAUGGCAAAGGCACGUUUGUUGUUAUGGCACCUGGCUUUGCAAACGAAGAAAAAGAGGAGCCUGUCCUCUGCGUGUUGGUUCUUCAGGUGGCAAUGAAGUUUGUCAACUAUCCCUCUCGGGUCUUCCGUAGGUCUGUGAGGUCCCCAUUGGAGUGUGAGUUCUUAGAUUGGAAGGUCCUUAGCAUGCACAUGUACAGCAUGAAGCUGGGCAUCAAUGAGUUGCCUGCUUUCUUUGUUUUCCCUGACAUCCAGUGGGAAGAGAAUGCCCAGGAGGUCCAGAGGUGGGGAAAAAAGAAAUGUAGGCGAAUUUGAAUUUCUAACAUGCUUGCUUCAAAAAGUUCCCACUCAAAGCUUGCUGUUCACAUGAGGUCCUACCAUCUUGUCGCCGUUUGAAUUUGUUGAACUUGCAGCAUCAAGCACUGAAAUCUCAAUUAUUAAACCCAGUAGGAUGUGUAACAAACCGUGACAAGGACAGCUAUGCUAGUUUUCUUGCAUUCUAUAGUAGUAUAUUAUCAAAGGAAG
Molecule: messenger RNA, 1518 nt
Organism: Arachis duranensis
Lineage: Eukaryota; Viridiplantae; Streptophyta; Magnoliopsida; Fabales; Fabaceae
Exons: 3
Coding region: 76-1308 (410 amino acids)
Source: RefSeq, a predicted model, not a curated record